GCCGUGGUGACGGUGACGCGGGAGGUUCAGUCCACUCUUGAGACGAAUGGAUCGUACUUUUAUCUGCCUCAUCGAUUUUUUUUACGCUAAUUGCACAGCUAUUCGACUGUUUCUCAAAUAGAUACGUUCGUUUGGUGGUGGUUUUUGCGACAUGCAAACCAUAGUGUGUCAGUGAUGCAUAAGAAAUAAUUAUUGUUUGCAUCCAUGUAAUAUACUAGUUCUACCUGUCGCACGCACCUGUCCUCGACGAGCCGAACUGUGUGGCUCAUUAGUGUCUGUCGGGAUACACCUGUCGCCGUGCUCUGCGACCAUCAUGUGACAGCUUUCAAGAAGCUUGGCUGCUAUGAAGCUUACAUGGUACUGUGAUGAGCCACCAGUGGUCCUCAGCACCUUAAUUAUGGAUGACCAUCAAGAUGAAUAGGCGAGGGGGCAACCGAGCAAAACGCAGCACAGAGUCCAAGGCUUCGGGCAGUAGUGGUCGUGGGGCCAGGACCGCUGCCCGGAAGGAGGGAGACCUUGCUACUCAGCAAUCUACUCAAGUUAAUGCUUCUUCAGGGAAUGGCCCUCCUCAUGGCAAAAAGGAGGGUGAGAGCCAGAGUCCAGGGAAGGUGCGCAAGGAUGCCGUAGUAGGAGGCAGAGGGGAUGACCAGAGUGGCCCUGGUGAGGGAGCACCCCAUGUAGUUAGUGGGGAGGAAUCUACUGUGGUGACCAGCCAGAGUCAUACUUCAAACUCAAAGAUGCCGGCUGCCACAGUGACUCGUGCCCCACGUGUUGCUACCGCCAAUUCCAGCAGGGUGUCUGGUCCUGUAGCGACUGGAGGAUCUGGAUCAUGCUCCACCUCAUCAAAAGAGGAGAAGCAGCCAGUUCAUGAUGUGUGCAAGUUACCCAAAAAGCGGAAAUUUGAUCCAGCUGAACUGGAGGACAUGAAUGGAGGGCCAAAACCAGUGAUUGGUCCAGGAAGUACAUCUGUAACACCAGCAACAACCACUGCCACUUCCAGUACUGGGCUGGUGGUUUUGCCAUCAACCCCGGUGCGAGGCCCGUCCAUCAGUACCUCUGUUACAAGUCCUAUAGUGAGUGCAGCAAGUAUCACUAGAAGUCCAUCAUUGUCUGCACCAGACACAGUAAACACCCAGAUGGCAUCCACCCCUGCUGAAACUACAAAUUCAUCAGAAAGUAAGCCACAAGACCUCAGGGUGAAUGCUGGAAGUGGAAGUCGAAGUAGUGGGGAUAAUGACAGUGAAGGAGGCAGAAAUGGAAUAAGUAAUAAAAAUGGUAUGGAAAAACAUAGACCGGCUGUUUCUCCUGUUCCCACCCAGCCCGUCAACAUGACAAGCACCAGCCUUACAGCAGUGUCACAUCCUCCAGUGGCCCAUAAUAAUGUGGCUUCUCAGCGCAGUUCCCAUCCCCUUACCUCAAAUCAACUAAAGCAUCAUUCAUCGAUAUCACAGACUCCUUCCAUCUCUCACACUGCCACAGUUGCAGCACACAUUGCUAUCUCUCAGCAGCAGGCCAUUGUUACUGUUCCACAUUAUCAGUUGCCCCUCACAUCACAGCAGCUGCAACUUCAACAUCAGCGGCAGAAAGUACAACAGCAAAGACAGCAGCAGCAACAACAACAACAACAACAACAACAACAACAACAACAACAACAGCAGCAGCAGCAGCAGCAACAGCAACAACAACAGCAGCAACAUCAACAACAGCAACAGCAGCAACAACAACAUCAGCAGCAACCCCAACUUGCCCAUCAGCAGCAGCAGCAGCAACAACAGCAUACACACCAGCAUCAAACUCAUCAACACCAACAGCAAGCAUCACAUCAGCAUCAACAGCAACAGGCACACCAGCAGCAGCAACAGUCACAUCAACAUCAGCAGCAAAAUCCACUCUCACAUCACCAGUCACAACAGCAGCUCCAACAGUCUCAUCUUCAGUCAACCCAUCACCAGGGUCAACAGUCCUUGCAUCAGCAACAUCAUUCACAGCAGAUACAAAUACAGCAGCAGCAUGUGCAGCAAUCGCAUCACCAGAACUUGCCUCAAUCAGUAUCACAAGGUCAGCAGCUGCAGCACCAGGUUGGCAGUGCAAGUCAACACACUCUAUCCCUGACUCAUUUGGUGCCUCCAGCAGCCCAUGCACAGCCUGGGGUGACACAGGGCUCCAGUGUUCAUCUGUCCCAAUCGUCAGGCUCAAAAUAUACAGGGUAUAAGAGUGUUGUGGAUGUUGCAGCUCAGGCAACUCUGCCAUCUCAUCACAUUUCUGGUGAGACUCGUGAGGGGGGGGAAGUGCCUCGGACCCCAGAGAUGUGGUCGUCACAGCAGGGUGUGGCUAGAGCACCUGUUGAUCUUAAUGAGUGGCGAGGACACCGGGUACUUGCCAAGAGGGGUCUGCACUAUUACCCAGCAGUGAUUGUCAGUGUUAAAAAUGCUUGUGAUCUUGUUGUGAGGAUUGAUGCAGAAUCAAUUGGUGAUCUCUUGUACAGUAGUGUUUUUACAACUGGAAAAUUUGAUGUAAUAAGUGACGCUGUUCCAUCUGCAAAGCAACUUGAGGGUGGUGCAAGAGUAGUUGUGCGCUUGGACAAAGAACAGCAAAUGUUUGCUGAGGGAGUAGUGUAUGAGAGGCAGGGCUCCCCAACCACCCAGUACCUGGUACGUAUUAGUGGAGAGACUAAUGGGCAAGGAUCUGGAGUCAGUAAUGACCAUUGGAUUCAGAGGCCCCACCUGCGGUUACUCCAGCCACCUUGGUGGGAAGAUUUGGAACCACAUGGACAGUCAUCACUUCUCUCUUCUACUUCCCAUCACUUCUCCCACAAGCCUGUUGGUUACAUAUCUCCUGGCUUCCAGGAGACCCCUGGCUCUCAUCUUGUUCCCAGUGCUCCUUCUUAUCCUAUGGGGUCGACUGCUUAUGGCACCAUUACUCCGCCAAACCAUGUAACAUCUCCAGGCAGUGUUGCCAUGACUCCCCUCAGUGGACAGUCCGGCUCUGCUGGCUUCAGCUCAGGGUCAGAAGAGCAACGAAGACGACCAAUAGAUGACUAUGACAGUGAUGAUGACCUGAGAAGAGAGGACAUCACUUUUCCUACUGAAGGUGGCCAUUAUAGUGGCAACCAUCGCUCCUUGUCACUGACUCCAGGUGCAUUAGGAAGCAAGUAUACGACUGAUCCUAAGCGUGCCUCAAUGCAUAGCAGAGGUUCCACGUCAAGCUUAAUAGAACAAGGAAGCAUUGGUACUACUACUCCUCGCUCAACACCUGUGACUCCAAGGUCAGGAACUGCCACUCCAUUGAAAUAUAAGAAAGGAGAGGUUGUGACAACACCAAAUGGUAUUAGGAAAAAAUUCAAUGGGAAGCAGUGGCGGCGGUUAUGUGGGAAAGACGGAUGCAGCAAGGAGAGUCAAAGGCAGGGCUACUGUUCACGGCACUUGUCCAUGUAUGGCAAGAGGCUACGCAGUUCCUCCAUCACCUUCACUCCAGGGAAAGACACUCCUAUCAUGGAGGGUGUAUGGGAAGAUAGGUCUUGUGACUCAGAUACCUCCCCCAACUUCCAACUCACAGCACCUCGCUCCCAGGAUGAGACAGAAGCUGCCAACAUGCUAAUGACUCUGAGCAAUUCCUCAAGAUCAACAACACCAGCUGGCUGCUUUUCCCCUACAAUUUCCCCACAAGCCAUCCAGAGCCCUGUGACAGUGGGUCCCAAAGCAAAUGUGUUCAUGCCAAUAUCACAGCCAGGUGCCCCUCUCACCUCUCCCACUGGGCGCCCCUGGACUACUCAUGAUAUCAGCAGGCAUCCAGCACCUCUCCUGCCACAGAGACACAUUAUUAGGCCUGAGCUGCUUCGUCCAGUGACCAAAAUGCCAUCCAUGGCACAUGUGGCAGGUGGCACGAGUGUGAUCCGUGCCUCUCCCGGCCAGGGUGUGCCCAUGGGCCAGCCUGUAGGCAUCACCAACCCACAAGAUAUAGCAACUCACCAAACCCCAGAGUCAGUCAUCCAGGACCGACGGUAUAUUCACAAUCUUUCCCGUGGGAUCAGUAUCAACAAUCAGGUAGUAGUCUCACAUCAUGGUCAUACCUCCAGGGUCUUGGCACCUGGUGUGACUGUCACCUCAGCUAAUAGUCAGUCUACUGUAGCCAUUUUGGAGAAGGUUCUUACUUCAUCUGUGCCCACCACUGCCAAAGCUAACACUGACUCCCAACCACAAGAUCUCUCCAAUAGGUUUCACCCAUUAGAUAAUUCGGGGUUUAGUGGUGAUCAGUCCAUUGUGGUGGAAGAAAAUAUGAAUUCAAGUGGUGAACAAAACACAGAGGAAAACAAUGGAGAACAAGAGGGAUUACUUUUACGUGCCAACAGUGCAGCAGUUAGGGAUGGAAUGAUAGCCAUCUCUGAGAAUGCUACUUUUACCAGUGGUGCAAUCAAACAAGAGGGUCAUGAUGACAAGAAUAAUGUCCUCAACCAGGUGAAGUCAGAACUUACUGCAUUAGCCUCACCCUUCACUACAAAUGGGGGUGCUGUCAUCAUAACCACCCAGCCUCGGGGACAUGGAGCAGCUGGUGCCUCUGAACAUGUGGUCAUUCACACACAGGGAUCCAAAGAAGAGAUCACUGUGGAAGCCAAGUGGGACAAUCAGCAACAGCAACAGGGCCAACAAACCUAUCACUGGAGUCAGCUUGUUCCAUUCAUAACAACCCCAAAUAAAACUGUAUCUGGACAGCAGCAAGUGAAAAGUCAAACUGAUGUGAAACCAACCGUUAAUGGGGAUAUAACUGUUAACGGGAAAGGUCCUACAAUGAGCACAAGUGAUGGCCGGGCAUGUGAAGGAGGACAGCCACGCCGAGAGUCAUGUGGUCAGGAUGUGGAGUUUGAUUUCUCUGCAGAUGAUGAUGAGGUGUUUGUCUCUGAACAGGAUGGCUCCACUGCUGCCACCACAGACAACAAAGGCAGGACACGUUCUCUGGGCUCCUUCUCUGGCAAGGAGGAACCCAAGAGUCCACGAAAGGCAAAAGGAGACAAGGAGCACAUAAGACGGCCAAUGAAUGCUUUUAUGAUCUUUAGUAAGCGGCAUCGCCCGCUGGUGCACCAGCGUUAUCCUAACCAAGACAACAGAACAGUGUCCAAGAUCUUGGGAGAGUGGUGGUAUGCUCUUGGCCCUGAGGAGAAACAGAAGUAUCACAGUUUAGCAUCAGAGAUCAAGGAGCAUCACUACCGAGCCCACCCAGACUGGAAGUGGUGCAGCAAAGACCGCCGAAAGUCUUCCACCAGCUCUAACAAAGGUGAUGGUCCUCCAGGGGCUCAGAGUGUGGAUAACAUGCCUCUGACUCCUGGAGGCCCCAACAGUGGACAAGUCCUCACCCCAGGAGGUCCAAACAAUAGUGGAACACCCCUUGCUCCAGGUGUAAACACGAAUGUAUCUGACGCCUCAGGAUUGCAGACUGGCAGCACCAGUAGGACUAUACAAGUGUCUGCUGCAGGAACCCAACUGACUAUAUCACAUCCUUCUGUUACUGCCAACAAUAUGGUUAACAAGCAAUUUCUUGUGCCUGGUAAUGGUGUUCAAGCUGGUUCAAGGAGAGACACAGUAGGUUCAGUGUCAGAUGAUGACAACAAAAUGGUAAUUUGUGAAGAUGGCACAACAGAAGGCAACAAUGAUGGUUCAACCAACAAGGCAGACUCAAGUCAUGAAAUAGAUUUAGCUUGCAAAGAACAUGUUGGAGAUUCUGAUUCAGAAAACCAAAGUGAUUCAGAAGCCAACGAACGAUUACGAAGACCUUAUUCUCCUUCAGGUGGGGGAGAUGUAAAGUACAAGCCCAAGGCCAUCAAGGGAAGACCACAAGUAUCAUCAGAAGAAGUAGUAACGUUGUAUGGGCCAACUGGAACAGCUCAGUUUGGUGCUGAUCAACUCCACACUGGAGGAAAACCAUCCCCACUUCAUCUACCCUCCACACCCACCCUUCAUAUACCCACCACUACCACUUUGCAGUCUACAGGCAGUGCCUUCAGGUCAAUGCCUCCAUCUCCCAAAGUACGGAAUGUGUCCGACAACAAUGUUAUUCAGCAAGAGAGUGAGAAGGCAGUGCCAGUGUCCAGUGCCAAUUAUGGGCCAAACAUAAAGAUAAUCAGCAAUUUGUCCUCUCCAGCUGGCCAGAGAACUGUCAUGAAAACUAAUCACAUAAAAUCAUUUCACAAUCUUACUGUAACAACACAAGAAAGGAAACCUGUCUUAGUAGACACUCCAGUUAGUUUACGCACAAAUAAAAAUGAGACAGUGAAAAACAGUGCUGGUGGUGGCACUGGUGUUACUCUGCCAGCAGGAACACAGGUCAUUCCUAGCAGUAAUCAUCAAGUUUAUUCCUCUGGGAUCAUUACCUCCAUGUGUGCCACUCCUACUACUUCGGUUGGAACCAUUCCAAAAGCUGCCAUUUUGAUGUCAAAUGGACAUUAUGCCUUAUUAAACACUGGGGUUAAGGGAGGUGCCCUUGUGGCUCCAGGGGGCAACUCCCCAAUGCAAGUUACCAAUGUAAUGGUUAAAACAACUCCAGCUGUACCAGUUGGUUCUCAGCCUGGCAUAACUAAAGGGGUGUCAGUUGGAUCAAGUCAGCCCACACAUGUCCAGUAUUUAGUGCCAUCACUUACUCCUGAUGGGAAGCUGAUACUGCCCAACAAUCUGCUGGUGCCAACAGACCCAGCUGCCAAGCAGCUAACUGUGACCCCUGUCUCCUCGGCUGGGAGUGUCAGGAUGGUUCCGUCCACAGGAGCAUCAGCAACAUCGGAUGCAGGUGGUGUUAUUAAGCCCCUUACUGUAACAGGGGUUGCCAAAACCUCUGUUGCCUCACAGGCGCAAGGUAUGGUGUUGAUCUCGGGCUCAAGAGCUGGCAUUGCUCCUGUUGGUCCUCAGCUGGGAGUGAGUCAACCUGUCUCCCUUGCACAUUCACCCUACCAGACCCAUCCUGCUGCAAGCCGAGGGAGUGGAGGAAGUGGAGCUGUGGUGACGAACUCCCUCUCAUCUGGGUCCAUCACUGCCAUAGCACUGCCUGUGCAGCAACAACAUCAACAGCAGCAGCAACAACAACAGCAGCAACAACAGCAGCAACAACAUCAACAUCAACAGCAGCAGCAACAACUGCAGCAUCAACAGCAACAUCAGCAACAUCAGCAGCAGCAACAACAACAACAACCACAGCAACAACACUCACCUUCUCUUAGUCUUCAACAACAACAACAACAGCAGCAGCAGCAGCAGCAGCAGCAUCAACAACAACAACAACAGCAGACACAUGUCCAGCAGCAGCAACAUAAGGUCAAAGCACAAUUAGCCAGUAUUCCACUGGGUGGGAGUGGUGGUGGUGGUGGUGCUGAGGAGGAGGAACUUGAGGAAGAGCCUAAAUUCAUUCUGGCACCCACGCCGGCACAGCUGGGCAAGGCACCGCGCCAGAAGAGGCUUAGUACUGGGCCAGUGUCUGCCAUAGCAGAUACCCCACCCCAGCUGUCUCCAGACACCAAAAUGGCUCCACCUCAACACCCCUGUGGAGAAACCAAAGUAUCUCCAGGGGCCAGCACCCCGUCAGAGGGGGAUGUGUCCAGCCAGCAGACUCCUGUGCCUCCUUCUCCCAGUGAAAAGAAGAGCUUUUUCAAGAAAAAUAUAGAGGAUGGCAUGGACAAGGUCUUGGAAGAGGUGAAUUUUGAGAAGAAGUUUGGGGCACUGCCAGAGUUCAAUCCUGACGAGGUGCAGUCUCCUGGCCUUAAUGCCUCAGUCCCAUCUUCUCCACGCACAUUUAUCAGCUCAUACAGGAAGAAAAGAAAGCAUUCCACUGGUGGUGAGGAAUCAGAGGCUGAGACUCCACUUAGUGUGACACCACACAUGACUCCUUCCCGCACUCCCUCCUCCACCUUGCAGGGCUCAAAGUUCUUCCCUCCAGACUUCAAUCCAGAAAGCUUUAAGGUUGGAGAUGUCAGAGCAGAGAAAGCAGAUGUGGAUUCCCCGGCUGGAGGACGAUCUCCAAGGACGCCGAAGACUCCCAGAGACUCAGACAAAAGCCAUUCCUCUCUCAGACACAUUCUGGAGCAGCGACGUACAUUGGUCAUGCAGCUUUUCACUGAAUAUGGCUGGUUUCCACCUGCUCCAGCAGUGGCAACCUUCCAAUCAAAAUAUUCAGAUAUUUUCCCCAACAAAAACUGCUUGAUCCUUAAGAUACGAGAAGUGCGUCAGAAAGUCCAUCAGAACACUCCUAACACCCCAGGCGGCAUCCCUAGCAGUCCCAAUCCUUCAGCAGCAGUAGCAGCGGCGGCAGUGGCGGCAGCCUCUCAUGGGUCAUCAGCUCCCCCCCCUCCUCAACUCACUCACAACAACCACCACAAUGCACGAUCCUCCCUUUCUGUCAGUGUGCCAACUUCCAGCCAAGCCUCCACUUCACUUCCUGUCACUACAUAAUGACAGACCAACCUAGAAAUAUAUUAUAUUUACAUGCCUUUUUAGGAUUGUCACCUGAAACAGAUUUUAUGUACACCAACAUUGCUCUGUAUGAUACAGGUACCAUAAUAAUGUUAGGAUGCAAAUGAAUUUUAAUGUGAUUUCAGUGCAGCUUUAUUUACUGGUUUCUUGGCAAGUCCUGAGUUGACAUUGCAAUGUCAACCAUACUGGAUGUCAGGACUGUUCCAUAAAUAUUCUGACACCUCAGGGGACCAGUGCAUUGUUUUUAAAUUAAAGGUGGAAUAUAAAGAAAUAAUAAAGCACUUGCCUGAGGACAAGUAACAAAAGAAAAUGUUUCUGAAAUUUUGUAUUGUGGUAUAAAUUGAAUUACAAUUUGAUUUUAUUGUCUCAUCAUUCUGAAAGAACUAUUCAGAGUUUUCAUGGAGGAGCUUUCCUAGUUGUACAUAUGAGCCUUAGUCAGAGUGUCCAGUGUUGUAGACCCAAGUGCUCACCAAUGCUGCUCGUGCACUUUUGCUCAAUUAUUUGCCUGUAGAAGAGUAGAGCAAAAAGCCUUGUUUGAAACCUGACUGAAGCUCCACAUCUUGUGUUUUGUACAAGAGAUGGCAAUCUAGAGACACUGUGUUGGUCUGCUCUGUAGCCUUAUUCAAGAAGUGCAUUCAAGACUAGGGUUUAUACUUGGUUGUAUGGCAAUCCUAAGUGUUUAAUAAUUAAUGUAUGACAUUUGAAAAAUCUUAAUGAAAGUGCUUUCUUGCAUAUACAUAUGUCAUUGAAACAAAAAUGUGCAAAAUGUUUUUAAUGCUUAUAACUGUGGAAAGGAGAUGUGCAAGAUGCUCGUGUAUUUUGUACUGUGUGGGUUACCAUGCAAUGUAACUGGAUUGCUAAAGCUGUAUCUACCUUGAAUUAAGAUGCUGCAAGCUGUUACUCUUCUGUUACAGCUGAUACAGACUUGUGAGAUUGUUCAUAUGGCAUAAUUACAUUGGCUUUAGGUGUACAUUCCUAAAUGAAACAUAGUUAACCAAAGCUCCCACCUCCUUUGACAAUGGGUCAGCAGAUCUUGUAUAAAAGUCCCAUUGUAAACACUUCUAUUCUGUUUGUAUAAUUUGUUUAUCAAAUUUUGUGGAAACAUUUUAUCUUAUUUAAAUUUUUAUUACUGUUGCCUGUGAGAUACUGAAGUGCAGCCAUUUCUAUCAACAAGGUUUUCAGAAUGGUUGUCAUGAAAUGUUUGAAAAUGUUAGAAGUCCCAUGCUGCUAAACCCAGUUUUGCAGUUCAAGAAAUUGUGUUUCUUAGUAUCAGUUUUGCAUUUUUUUUUUUUUUUUUUUUUUUUUUCCCAGAACUGAGACUUGCCUUGUUUUUCUAUACUGCUAUUUCGAAGUCUUAUACAGCCUGUUGUAUUUAUGUAUUAUUACUCAUCUGCCAACCACAGAAGAAAUGAAGUAAUGGUGCUUCUAUCAUACAGUUUCUGUUAAUCUUAAGAUAUUCUUUUUAUUUUUAUGAGAUAUAUCUUUGAUUUUCAAACUCAAAACUUAUGUACUAAGUUGUGGGCUCAAGCAUUAACAGGUUGUGGACUGAACAUAGAAUUGAAUAUUAUGAUAUAGUGACAGAAUAAGGAAUAAGCUGCAUUCAUAUAUUGGUUUAUCAGGUGAUAAAUAUGACAAAUGAACUGAAUGAACCUUUACACAUGGAAUUUUAUUAUAUUUACAGCUAAAAUUUUGCAUAUGUGUGAUGCAAGUGGAGUAUUACCUGUUGAGUAUUUUUCAAUUACUCUGAUCUCAAGUGCAUUACAUUACAGGUUUCACAGGAAAUGUUUUUCCCAAAGUAUGAAGGUUUCAAGAAAAGUGCAAUUUGGCACAAGAAAUCUUCAAUAUUUUCACAGGAUAGGGCAAGCUCAACAGAAGCAUUACCUGGUAUACACUUCAGAGUACAAUGGAAGCAGCAAUAUAUAUACAGGAAUUGUUGAGGCUUUGGGGUCUGAUAGCUUUACUCUUUAUGUAUUAUAAUUAUAAUUUGGCUGUAAAAAUAUGAUGGAAGAUUGUAGUAUAGUGCAAUAUUACAAACUUCUGUGAAACACAAACGUGAUGGGACCAGCUGUCAUGAGCUUCAGUGUGUGUGUUACUUGAGGUGUGUGGUGUUCAGACACUGCGGUCCUCGUUCAGUGUAUAGCUGAUGCUUCACCUUAGACGGUCAAGUCACGGAACAUGGAUGAACAAUGUGAAUAGUGUACAGUGAAUCUCAUUUAGUUAGUGAGUAAAAAUCUGUACAGUGGGGUGAUUCAUGUUAUUUUCCGGCAGUGGUUGUUUACAAGUCUUCAGAGAUGAAACUUCAAGGAUUGCUAUCCAAAUUCUUAUGAGGUCAGUUACUGAUGUGUUCACUGUUGUGCAUUUCACUUUUUGACAUGGACAACCAGCAUUAUUUUCUGUCAUAAUUAUUCAUUCCACAUUGUUAUUUAGUAUCUGAUGGCCUUUUUUUUUCCUUUUGGAAAAAGACAUGCAAGUGUAAGAAUUUGGAACAAGUACUGUUUGCAGAAGCUCUGAAGUAUCAACACGAAUUUCAAAUUAUGUAUUCAUGUAAGAAGCUUUUCUGUCUGAUUUCUUAGCUGUGAUAUUUUCCUAAUUUUUAUGCUGUAAGAGACCAUAGACUGAGUUAAGGAGAGAGGUCAGUAUUGGAAGAGGGCCCUUGAGGCUAGAAAAGUCAGCCAAGGUUAGUUUAUAAGUGGAGGUAGCAUGCCCAGUCCUUGCCAGCACUGGUCAGCUUAAAGAUUAAGGGCUCCAGGCAAUGUCUUUUUUUUCUCCAAUAAAAUAAUUUUCUACUCAA
Messenger RNA from Portunus trituberculatus (swimming crab), 11235 nucleotides. RefSeq lists its product as uncharacterized. NCBI's taxonomy places the organism in Eukaryota, Metazoa, Arthropoda, Malacostraca, Decapoda, Portunidae. The record is from RefSeq and is a predicted model, not a curated record. Gene Ontology annotation, cellular component: nucleus. The transcript has 21 exons. The coding region runs from base 402 to 8423 and encodes 2673 amino acids. Gene Ontology annotation, molecular function: DNA-binding transcription factor activity, RNA polymerase II-specific; RNA polymerase II transcription regulatory region sequence-specific DNA binding. Gene Ontology annotation, biological process: regulation of transcription by RNA polymerase II.